Messenger RNA from Sclerotinia sclerotiorum 1980 UF-70, 1842 nucleotides. RefSeq lists its product as hypothetical. The coding region runs from base 1 to 1842 and encodes 613 amino acids. The record is from RefSeq and is a predicted model, not a curated record. Lineage: Eukaryota; Fungi; Ascomycota; Leotiomycetes; Helotiales; Sclerotiniaceae. The transcript has a single exon.
AUGGAUUCUUAUUUACCCCCACCGGCAUACAGUGAGACCUACGAGUCACCACGGCCUCGCGAUGGCACGCAGGCCUCCCAAAUUAGGCGUAAGCCUUUGACACCUAGGUUGGAGACGGCAACGUCUUCGGAAAGCGAUAUCUUUACUUCGACGAAGCAUGGUUAUGAUAUACAGGGAAACCGGAAGACAGAUGAACAUGGUUCUAUCAAUUAUGCUCCAGCUUCACUAUCACAAUCGCAGGCAGAUUCUCUCAAAAUCGCGAAUUUCAAAACUCUCCAAAUUACCCAAACGAGCACGAACAUCCAAAGAACAAUUUCCUCCUCAGCAACACCCGUAGAUUUACCACCCACCAAAAGUCCCUCCAUAAUUACAACCAAAACAUCCUCAGACACAUCAUCCACCGCAAUCAGCUCAUCCUACAUCACCAGCGCAUAUCGCGAAGCACGACACUUCGCCGGGGGGCUCAUAACCCACCCAUCCGAAAGCACAAAACACUAUUCUAUUCUGCGACAUUCACACGGCUUAGUAUUUUAUCAAGGAUCUUCAACAACUCUUGCCAUCUCAAUCUUUUCCGAUGCGCCUUUACCAGCAGGUCGACAGGUAUGGUUACAAAACAAGGGAUGGAGUGGAAAUACUGGGAUGCGCUUGAAGGCUUUUGUAGGGAGUAAUAGCAAUUGGUUGAACGUCACGCCGAAGAUGUGUAUUUCCACAGAGCAAAUUAAAGAAAGUGAUGAGAGAGCCUGGCAACGCGAUAUCAAGAACUUCUUAAAGAAGACCAAAUAUCCAAACCACAUAUUGCGGGAAACCCUAAUCAUCCGCAUCCCAGUCGAAGCAAGCGAUGGCUAUUUCCACCUAGUACUGUGUUCCGACGAACAGAAAAAAGUCCUCUGUCCCAGUCCCGUAUUUCGCAUUAUUUCUGCAUCGACAAGUCCUUCUUCGAUAAGAGGUGCUAGUCUAAGUACUUUACCCUUGGAACUUGGUGCUAUGGCCAUGAGCACUUAUGCCAAUAAAACCAUUGGAAGAAUGAUAACACCCGUUACAAAUGCUGCUGAAAAAAUCGCUCAUCCAUUUAUGCCAUCGCCAGCGAGGAAGGAAGCAGCAAGGACACUUUAUGCAAAAAGUGGAAUGAUGGGUGAUAUGAUUAAAUCCAGCAUUGCGGAUGGAAAUAUCCGAUAUCACGAAAUGCGAAAUUUCUCGUACUAUCAAGCUAGAAAUGGAGAUAAUGAGACCGGUCCUAAACCUCCUUACCCUAUUUCUUUCACCGCACGAGCGGAGAUGCAAAUUCGAGAAACAGGAGGAAAAGAAGAAGAUGAUGAAUUCACCAUGCCCGCUAUGAAAUUAUCAGGUAUAGCAUUCCAUAUUUCCCAUCAACUCCACGGGCACUAUUUCGCAUGGACACGACAACAUGCUAUGAGAGGACACGAAAAUACCCAUGUGAAUACAUGGUCUCAGAGCGUCAUCUCAUCAUUACCAAUGCAAGCGUCGGAUUUGCAGAAAGCUACAAUCACAGAAGCUAGUAAACGGAUCUUUAAAAUUCAUUUUAUAUCUGAGUUUUUCGAGGCUCGGACUUACGAUGCGAAAUUAGUUGAUGUUAGGAUUAUGGGGUUUUUACGUCCGGAUUAUGAUACUGCUCAUCUUUAUAAUCAUUCUCAUUCUCAUUAUCAUUCUGGAAAUGAUACUGAUACUGAUACAAUAAGAGAAGAAGAAUUAAUAGCAUCAAUAAACGAUAUUCUAUACACGCGACAAAUUCUUGAAAAUCCGAUUUUUGCACCUGAGGUACAGGAUGCAAGGAGUUGGGAUGGGGAUGUGAGAGGGAGGGUUGUGGAGGGAUAUGCGGAGUGA